AUCUUACCACUCAAUCAGAUAUUAUCUCAUCAUUACAAGAGUGUGAAAGCCAUUGACAGUGUGAAGUUGUUCCUAAUAAAUGUAAUAAUGUAUGAUUAAGCCAUAACACAAUAUUUUGCAGUGUCUGAACGUUGAAUCCAAACAAAGAUGUAGUGAAAAGUUUGUCCCCCUAGAACUGUAGUUACAUAAGAGAAUUCCUAUGCAUGAUGUGUCAUAACUUUUCAUUUAGUUCAGGUAAUAAAAGAUAAAUGUGAGUUGAUUAUCUUUGAUGUGGUAGGGCCAUUAAAGACACGUAUGAGAUGUGAUCUGACAAGUGAGAUUGAUACAAGAGAAAAGAGAAACCUCCAAGAGUAAGUAACCCAUUGAAAGGAGACUAAAACAUGCUAGAAAUAUUGACCCCUCGUGCCUCUCUUCAUGUCACAACUUGUUUCUUUUCCUUCUGAGUAAUCCCCAAAUGCGUCUUAGCCUGCUACUUACAACUAAUCCAUUUCUUCUUUUAUAGCUUUUACACUUUCCUCAACUCUUCUUUGACUCAUAAUAUACACUUUUAUAAUGUUAUCAUUUCUCUUAUUUAUGUAGUUCACUUGCUAGCAUGACUUUUUUACCUUUAACAACAAUACUUUUUUUCUUUACUUAUAUCAAUAUGGUGUGACAAGAUUAACAGAUGAAAUUAAUCUUUGAUCCUAAACUACAUUCAACCAAAUAAAAAAAGGUAACCACAUUAGUCAAACCUAUUUAUGCAGUCAUUCCCCAUCUCUUAUUCACAUCUUUGCUUAUGGCACUGAACAAGAAUCACUCCUACAACAACAAACUUGGAUAUGAAGCUCUCCCACCCAUUAAAGCCCUGGCUGAAACACUUCAACACCAACCACAACCUUCUUCCUCAGACUAUGCUUUUCCAAUAUUUGUCAUUGUUGUGCUCAGUAUCUUAGCCACUGUUUUGUUGCUCCUCAGCUACUUCACUUUCUUAACCAAAUACUGCUCAAAUUGGCGUCAAGUUAACCCAAUGAGAUGGAUUUCCCUCCUGAGAAUUCGACACAAUGAGGAUCCCUUCAUAGCAUUCUCUCCUGCUAUGUGGAACCGAGGGCUUGAUGAGUCUGUCAUCAGAGAAAUCCCAACUUUUCAGUUCAUAAAAGGAGAAGAAGGUGAGGAUCAAAGUGUGUAUGGCUGUGUGGUUUGUUUGGCUGAGUUUAAGGAACAUGAUGUGCUAAAAGUUCUUCCCAAUUGCAACCAUGCCUUUCAUUUGGACUGCAUUGACGUGUGGCUUCAGGCCAAUUCCAAUUGCCCCCUUUGCAGAUCAAGCAUUUCAGGCAACACACACUGUCCAUUGGAUCAUAUCAUAGCUCCAAGUUCUUCUCCUCAGGAUUCUCAGUUGCUCUCCAAUAUGGGUAGUGAUGAAGAUUUUGUGGUUAUCGAACUGGGGGGAGAGCCUGGAGCAGUGCUUCCACAGGUGCAACAAGAGAGGAAUGACUCAAGGGGAAGCUUGACACAUAGAAAUCACUCUACAAGGAAGGUGGAGCACUUGAAACCAAGGAAGUGCCACCAUGUUUCCAUCAUGGGAGAUGAGUGUAUUGAUAUCAGAAAGAAAGAUGACCAAUUUCUCAUUCAGCCAAUUAGAAGAUCUUUCUCAAUGGAUUCAGCACAUGAUAGACAAACUUAUUUGGAUGCUCAAGUCAUAAUACAACAAAACAGGCAUCAGAAUGAGGCUGGUGCCAGUGAGUACUAUAACAGCAGAUGUAGAAGAGCAUUCUUCCCAUUUUGUUAUGGAAAGGGAUCCAAAAAUGCAGUUCUUCCUCUGGAGAAUGAUGUUUAGUAAUUGGAGUUUGUGUCUUUUUCUACUUUCAGUCAUCAACAUGGAGAUCUUUAAGUUUGGGUUGGCUUACUCAUCAUCCAAAUGAAGCAAAGAUCUUUGGAUCUCAGUGGUGAAAAUUGGCAGAAGCAAAUGGUUUGUGUAGAGUGACUUUUGCAAUGAUAGUGACUUAGUGAGUCUGACAGUGGAAUUGUUGUGAAAAAGAAAAGUAAAAAAGCUUUGCCUUUAGGAUUAGUAAUUAGUACCUUGCUUAAAUUGCAAGGCGUGGGUAUUUUCCUUUACUAAAGUUUGGUUUUACUCUGAGAUGAAUGUAAAUGAUUGUUAGCAGUGUAUCACUUUCAUACUCAUUCUUUUCACUGGGUACAGUAGUACUUGGGAAUUAUAAUUCCGGGUCCUUCUUUUCUGGAUGCUAUGAUGCUCAUUAUUCCAUUUACUUUAUUUUAUUUGAGAGUAUUGUAUUUGGGUCCGGAGAAUGUGUAUGGGGGUAGAACAAGCAAACAUGUGUAUAAGUAGAAGCUAUUUAUUGGAAGCCAGAGAGUAUAGGGUCCCAGGCAAUGAGCAACCAUAAGUAGCAGCAUGAGAAAUGUCUUUUGUGAAAAUUAUCACUAAUACUACCUUUUUGCCUCAUUGCAAUCAUAUGAACAGAAACCAACUGCAUGAUACAGCAUUAAAUGAGGUUUAGUUUGGUAUUCAGCAUCUUUCCUUGUCCCUUCAUAGUUCCUAACCACUAUCUC
Molecule: messenger RNA, 2544 nt
Organism: Vigna radiata var. radiata (mung bean)
Lineage: Eukaryota; Viridiplantae; Streptophyta; Magnoliopsida; Fabales; Fabaceae
Product: RING-H2 finger protein ATL16
Exons: 2
Coding region: 776-1813 (345 amino acids)
Biological process (GO): protein ubiquitination
Molecular function (GO): transferase activity
Source: RefSeq, a predicted model, not a curated record